AUACCGGUCCGCGCCGCGCGGUGUGCACUGCAGUUACUGGGCCAGGCGCGCGUGUGUGAUUUUCUCUCUUCUUCGUCGGUCGUCGUCGUCUCCUUCUUCUUCUUACUUACUUACGGUGAUCGGCAAAUCGUCGUGACUGUUUUCUCUCGUCGACAAGCACGUCGGCCGAGCCACGAUGCUCAUCGGCGUCGAAUAAUCACGGCAUACGCGCGUGUGGAAAAAGCACUUGCUGGUUGCCGCUGAACGAGAGCGAGCGUGCGCGCGCGCGCACGCCUCUGUGUCAUCGGCCACGUACAAUUAAAUCACGCAGUUCGCGCGAGUGUACUGUCACGCUAGGACCACAGUUUCCACCGGCAGAUUACCGCAUCUCCGUCGGACAAGCUACACCAAAUUCCCAAAGCGUGCGAUAUCGCAAGUGUGGCAUUUCCGCCCGGUGGUGCACGGUCGCAACGUGAUUAACAGUGACGAUUGUUGGAACAGUGAUCGAGAACGCGAAGCGCCCGCCCCGUCGCAGUGCAAAGAACGAUUACCCCGAUGGCCAGUUUAUUCGAUCACGGACAACGUUGCCGUAGAUCGAGCUGACCCGUACGAAACUACCUGUGUAUGACUUUGGUGCAUCUUGUCGAAUAUACGAUCCUUGAAAUUGGAUUCGGUUCCGUGAAGGCUACGCGGGUGAAGUGCUCAGUGAUCUAACUGUAACCCAGACUACUUGGCGGAGAAUACAAAACUAGUGGAUUGGUGUACACGUGAGAGAAACAAUGAACUAGAUCUAGUGACAAUUUGAACAUCAUACUGCAGUUGGUUCUAAAGUGAAGAGAUCACGUAAAACAGCUCCCUUGAAGGAUCAUCAUCGAUCAUCGCCUCAUAAGUCUAUCGAAUAUUCAACACCGAUAAAGGCAUUCAAAUCAUCCGCAGUCUGAAAGGAAGUAAACGAGGAAUAUGCAAAGGUCGCCUGUUUAUGGGGAAUUAACAUCGUACCCAUAAGCGAUCGAUUAAUCAAUAGUGAGCAGUCGUGAAAGGUGAAACAGAGGCCGCAAGAUUCGGGCCCCGUACGGCGUUCGCGCGACGGCGGCGGCGACGACGUCGUCGGCGAGUUUGUCCGCGAGAACCGUAGGCUGUGGCGGCGGCAUCGACGUCGCGACUAAGGUGGAGCGUCCGGGCAGCACGACGACGCUCAACUUCACGGACCUGGGGAGCCCAUUCGGGGCGGGCGACCCCUGUCCGUCUAGUACCCCGACCCCGAAUAGUAUGUCGGGAGGCGGUGGACCGUCUGGAGGCGGCGGUGGUGGCGGUGGCGGUGGUGCAGGUGCCGGAGGCGGUGGUUCCGACAUGGAACAGCAUCUUCAUCACACGGGAUUGGGCUCGGUGACACCUGGACCACCUGGUGGAAACGGUGGCGAUAGUACAACGUCGAGCACGCCUGUCUCACAAAGUGGAAAAUCGGCAUUUAUCGAGUUACAACACAACAAUCUGUACAAUCCCGCCAGUCUACGUGGUGGUUAUCCCGGAGGACACAAUGUGCCUGGUGCUCAUCAAUUCCCGCAUCAAGUCGGCGCGCUAAGUCAUCAAACGUCCGGACCAGGUAGCGGGAACCAACAACACGCGGAUGCAGGAUUCCCCAGUCCUAGGUCCGCGCUAGCCGGAUAUCCGUUCGCGCCCAUGCACCAGCACAACGCCUACGGAUAUCACCUGGGAUCGUACGCGCCCCAGUGCCCCUCACCGCCCAAGGACGGGUGGUGCAUGUUCGCAGACCUCUCGCCAUUGGGUGACAAGGGUGGCAGUCUCGUCGAUGAGCUCGGCGGUGGUGGCGGCGGUUCCUUGAGGAACGGUAAAGGCAAGAAGAUGAGGAAGCCAAGGACUAUUUAUAGUAGUCUUCAGUUGCAACAGCUUAACAGGCGGUUCCAGAGAACACAAUAUCUCGCGCUACCAGAAAGAGCGGAGCUCGCGGCGAGUCUUGGACUGACGCAAACCCAGGUGAAAAUCUGGUUCCAGAAUAGAAGAAGUAAAUACAAGAAGAUGAUGAAGGCGGCGCAGCAGGGCGGCGGUGGCGGCGGAGGGCAACACAGCAGCCUUCUAGCCGGUGGAACCGCUCUACCCGGAGGACCAUCCCCUCAACCGGGUCAACCAGGAAGUCUCAUGCAAGGAGGAGGCGGAAGUUCCGUGUCGGGCAGUCCGACGACGGGCUAUCUCGGUGGCAUGGGAGGCGGCGCAGGGGGUCACACCCCCGGUAGUUCGAGCCCCGGAAGCGAGAUGUCGCCUCAGCACAACGAGAGCCCGCCCGCACCCUCUUGGCCGGGCGAGAUGAAGCACCAUCCGCAUCCGCACGCGCCACCGCACACCCACCAUCACCCCCAUACGCCUGGCCACCAUCCACCGCCGCCACCGCCGCCGCCGCACCACGCGGGUUACAUGCCACAGUACUCCUGGUACCAAGCGGAUCCUAAUCCCGGACUACUCACGGUGUGGCCGGCGGUUUAACGAAGAUGUCCUUCGAGCUGUGUUCAGGAGGAACCGCUUCUCCGUAGCACCGCGGACGUGCCAGCGCCCCUGCCCCAAAGUGUGAAUACAUAUAGCACCUGUCGCGAUGGACUUCGCGUUCGAUGUUAAUAAAUUGUUUCUAUUUCUUAACGAGAGCCACGUGUUCACCGACCGGUUUUCCGGUCUACGACAAAUUGGUCGUCCGUCGUUACGACGAAAAAUCAAAGCGUCGCGAUCCUAUGAUCUAUAGGGAACCAAUCGCGAUGAUAGUAAGUUGAAAGAACGCAGUUGUCCUGCAUCGACGAGAAUGAACGAAUUUUUCGUGAAACGAAAACGUUCGGUAGAGAAUCGAAUUCACGUACGAUUAUGCAUCGCGAAUGGCGAUUCGCAAAUGAUGCACGACUCGAUGUUCACGUCGAUGGAAUUUAUAUGAAACGUCUAUCGACGGCGAUGAACGAUCAUGCUUUACCUGUAAAUGAAAUCAUCGAAGAGAGGGGAAAAAGGACGGCCGAAAAAUCGUACGAUAGAUAACGACGACGUACGUAUCAUCGAAUAGAUGUAAUAGAAUCUCCUCGAUCGGAGAUCGACGGCAGAUCGUCCGCGUCCGCCUCGCGAGCUUACCGAUCGCUCUUCGUCGUCGAACGCACGGAACCAGGCAAAACCAGCUGACGAUCGAUCGAUCUAACCGAGGCUGAAUUAUCGAUAGAAUUUCAAUGAUCGUGGAACGAUUAACAAAGUAAUCAGGAACAGUUUCCGCCGUUUCGUUAAAUGUCAAGAUAGCGAUCGGCUCUUCGUCGAGCUGUUGGCAAAUUAUCCAUCGGAUGGUUCUCGCGGACCAAGGAUAUUUUCGCCACCUGAAGGAGAGGACACGAUGUUUUGCGUUCUAAACGAUUCACAACGAUUCCUCGGUUUCCUUCGUAAAUGUCAAUCUGUUUGUUAGAUGACGUUAGAUCGGUCGAUCCUUUGUGACAGUUGCCCAACCGAGGCGGCUGACCCACUUCGUGCUCUGGAAGCUGGAUCUCGUCGGAUCAAACGGCAACAGAGCGAGAAGAGGACAGAAAGGCGGAGAAGCAGAAAGGGUAACCGCGAAAGGGGACAGAAAGAAGGACGGACAGAGACGAGACGGGCGAAAGAUGGAGAAAGACGGUUUACGGAGAUAGAGAGAGAAAGAAAGAAAUAUUGCACAAACUCGUCGUCGAGAAACAGUCGUUCCUCAAGGCGGUUGGAAGUAAUGAAAUCCUAAUGACAUUUUCGUGAGUCAAACGAUCUCGGCAAUCACGGUGGCGCGCUGUAAUCACCGGUCCCUCCUUUCCGGAUGAAGCAACCGAACGCGGUGGACCCUCCUCCGAAAAGGAGCGGAGGACACGAAGAGAUACGCGCGAUUUACCACGAAACCCGAGGCCGUGCACAGUCAGUGGAAAAAAUCAUUAUCUCGGUCGACGACGCGACGGACAGUUCUGACAAGUGCGCGUUCAUUAAAUUCGUGAAAAAAAGAAGGAAAAAGAAAAAACGAAACAUUCGUGAAAGCACGGUCUCUGGUCCAUCGUGGCUCGAUGGAACAUCAAGCGGAAACAUCUGUCGCGGAGACAGUCUCCGCGAUCUCGUGAAAUCUUUCUCUCCUCUGACCCGUAUAUAGCUCGUUCGAAAGAUUCGACUUCUUUCGGGAAUAAAUCCUGCCGCCCUCUCUGUUCGUAAUUCUUCAUCGAACAACCUUCAAUCUCGUACCUAGAGGAUGCAUCGAGAAAACGAAAAGGGUUUUACGCUGUUUUUACCGUUUCCCGUCGGCCAUGCUGAAGAUCUCCACCCUUUUGCCAUCUUUGCCAUCACCGGCCAACGAUAUAGCUAGCUUUCAAAGAGACGCCACGAAACCGCAGGAAAAGAGAACGAACGUUUGCGGUUUGCGACUAGGGGAAACUGGGAGGGUCGGUGAGCCCCACCGCUGACCCAAAUCCUCCGGCGUAUCGGUGUAACAAUGGUCGUCUCAUGAGAACGCGGUCUCGCACGGUCCCUUUACUUCCUCAUUCUGCCUUCUUUUUCGCCUCCGGAGAUGCCACCGUUCUGGCCGAGAACGAACUCGAGGAAUCGCGAAACCUUAACAAAACUACGUCGAAAAAAUCUCGACUUUCUCGGAUGUCCAAUCUCAACUAUAACGUCUAUUUUGGCUUUGAAAUUAUAUUAUUACAUUUCCUUUUACAUUUAAAUUGAAUCGUUCUACAUUUCAAAUCGAUAGAUCUUUUUUUAUCGUCGAUAUUCCAAAUCCUACUCAAUUGUUCGCCUUUUUUGAUGGAUAUUACUUAAACUUUACCAAAUAUUAUUUAACAACCUAUUUUUUGCGUUCAAUAUAUCUAAAUUAUGUGUCAAUGAUAUGCUUUUGGUAAUCGAUACAUACAAAUUCAAUUGAAACGACAAAUUUUCUAUGAUCGACGAAUGCAAAUUUUACCGCAAAGGUUUCCUUUUUAUGAUCGAUAUCCUCAAAUUCUAUUUCGGUUAAAAAAAAAUUCAUCUUUCGAUGGACAAACGUAAACGACAAACAGGUCUCGAGCUUGUUCCGACGGAGUUACGUUUCGUGUUUCCCCGGCGACCUCCGUUAGAAUAUUUCCUCGAGCGCGCUCGAGCUUUCCCAUCGUGAAACUCUCGACAUGGGAACAGAGUACAAAGCCAGUUUCACGCCGCUGGACAUCUGGAGCCAUCGCGUGUUACCUCGAAAUCCGCGAGAAAGAAGUAGCCUGAAGCUAGCGAACGAGCAGAGAAGGGAAACGACCGGCGACGAGCAAGAUCUGCGUCGACGUGUUUUCUCUCCCCUUGUAUCUUCUAUCCUGGUCGAAAUUUUUCCCAUCGUUGCGGCUUUACUCGUCGUGUUCGUCGUUGUCGUUCGACAAUCUGGACGCGAUAUCACGGCUCCGGAUUCAGCGCGAUGAUGACGAGAGAUGACGAACAACGAUUCCCUCCGUGUAUAUGUACUAAUAAGUGCCGUUAGAUUUCGACCACAGAGGCUGCGAGGCGCGGAACGGCGACGGAACAGCGGUUCUUGCGUUUAGAUUCGGUGCAAUAAGGAGGCGUGUGCGUGUAUAAUUUAAGACGAAGCUCCCUCAGUUCCUAAAUUGCGUGUAGAGUGAAUUGCGAAAAAACAGCGUAAAACGAUUCGAUUCGCGCGGCGAACUGGACGAAAGUGUUUUGCCCGGCGAUUCUCGCAAACGCGUUAAAAGACACAUCCUUCCUGUAACCCGUUAUUCCAAUUUUUUUCCGCGCGUAUUUUUCGUCCCAAGAUCUCGGCAAGAAAAGGAAAGAGAAGGAGAAAAUAAAAUAAAAAAAAAAAAAAAAUAAAAAAAGGAAGAGAAAAAGAACGUUGAAGAGGGAAGCGCCCUGUGACAGUGUGUCGGUCACUUGCAAGAGCGUAACGUGCUGCAGUUUAGCUUUGUCACGCUUUCGUCGAGUUCGCGGGAUAAUAGAACGUUGGCCGAGGACGAGCGAAACGGACUUUAACGCGAUGGAAAACGAAGAGAGGCGCGCGAGAUGAGAAGAAAUAUAAUGGAAUGACAAACAUCAUACGGAAUAACGGAGAAGAAAAUGAUAAAUAUAUAUUGGAGACGAAGAAAACGAGAAGAGAGGAGUCCGUAGAAUUUACUAGCGUUACUAGUCCCGGUGCAAGUAAGCGGGGAUCGAAUCGAGCGGCGUGAAACAGAUUUAUAAAUGAUCGAUCCCUUCUGGUGCGUGUAAAUAUUGCACCGGGGCCCACCCCUGUUAGCACGUAAGCCGUAAAACAAGUGAAAAAAAUCUGUGUAUAAUACUAUAUUGUGAUAAGAUGUGUAAAGAUACGAGAGAACGGGAGAGUGUGUGUGUGCGUAUGAGAGAGAGAGAGAGAGAUAGAAAGCCAGAAAUCGUCUAUAUACAUAUAGGUUAAUAAAAACACGGCAGACCCCAGUUUAUCAAUUUUAUCGAGUACCCUUGUACGAAUAUAGAUACUACGAGGACUAAAAUACCUUAAUUAUGAUUACUAUUGUAUAAAAUAUGAAUAAUAACUAAUUAAUUCAAUUUAAA
This is a messenger RNA of Bombus pascuorum, 6516 nucleotides long. It is a transcript of the gene Dll, whose product is annotated as homeotic protein distal-less. The record is from RefSeq and is a predicted model, not a curated record. Gene Ontology annotation, biological process: regulation of transcription by RNA polymerase II. Bases 1249 to 2478 code for a protein of 409 amino acids. The transcript is spliced from 5 exons. Gene Ontology annotation, molecular function: RNA polymerase II cis-regulatory region sequence-specific DNA binding; DNA-binding transcription factor activity, RNA polymerase II-specific. NCBI's taxonomy places the organism in Eukaryota, Metazoa, Arthropoda, Insecta, Hymenoptera, Apidae.